GGAGGGGAAAGGAGGACACCGGCCCGCUUCCGCCCCGCCUCCUCGGCGGGACAUUUAAACGGCUUUGCGCUCAAGCCGCGGUGGUGGGCAAGCCCCAGUGCCUAGGCUUUCCCAAAAUGCAUUGCGCAGGCGGCGUGGUGGGUCGACUCGAGGGCAGCAGGAGGGCACGUGGAAGGGUGUGCCGCGGUCCCCGAGCAGAAACGCUUUGAGUUCCUCUGGUUCCCUUUCAAUGAGGUUCAGAACUUCAAAGUGGUUCCUGAUGUUCUCCUUGAAAAAGACCUCACCUGUUGGACGUUUUGCCUGUCCUCAGAUGAUAUGGAUGAUGGGAGAUGUAGUCCAAUGUCUGGAAAAACCAAGACUGAAAGCCCCUGAGUUUACAAGACCUCUGGUAUUGGGCUGGGGAAAGAGCUUUUGCCCGGGGUAGCAGCCUAUACUUGGAGAAGUAUAUAAGAACUGUCACCCAUUGGUCACCCUGUGUUCCAGGCAAACAUUCCUAAAGCCCUGAACAGAAGCUUGGAAGAAGUCUGCUAAGAGGGCGACAGCAUGAUUUUCUGGGGCUGGAGACAAUUGAUACACUUCUGUGAUGGAGACCUUUUCAGAAAAGCUUUAAAGCAAAAGAAUAGAAGUGGCUGCUUGCUUUGGAGACGCUACCUUUGGAGGACUUCUGGGGAAUCCCUAGAUCCAGAAGUGAGAUCAUUUCUGGAAGAGGUGACGGAAAUUACCAGCAAUGGGCACCUGACUCCGGAAAUAAGCCUGCGGCUUCUGACCCCUCGUUGCCGAUUCUGGAAAGAAAAAGCGUCCUUGUGGCCUUAUGGGGACCCCUACUGGGCAAUCUACUGGCCAGGAGGCCAAGGACUAUCCAGAUAUAUCCUGGAUAACCCCAACAUUGUCAGAAAUAAGAAAGUUUUAGAUAUUGGCAGUGGCUGUGGAGCAACAGCCAUCGCGUCCACGAUGAGUGGGGCAUCCUUGGUUGUUGCCAACGAUACUGAUCCUAGUAAGAGAUUCCCUCUCAAAUCUCAUUUCAUCGGGAGGGAGGACCCUAUGAGGCCACAGCAUGUUUCAAAGUUCCAAGUUGCAGGAGCUGCCAUGGUGCUGAACUGUGAACUGAAUAAUCUGAAUCCCUUUCCUGUUCGAACGGAGAACCUGAUUGGCACGGAGAUGGACAGCUGGGAUCUUAUUGUCCUAGGGGACAUGUUUUAUGAGGACGAGCUUGCAGAUGGUCUUCAUCAGUGGCUGAAGAAAUAUGCUUAUGUUCAUGGGACUAAAGUGCUGAUUGGGGACCCUGGGAGGCCCCAUUUUGUGAGCCACCAAAUCCAGAAACAGUUGCACAAAGUCACUGAGUAUUCUCUCCCUGAAUCAACAGAAGACGACAGCUAUGGCUCAACCAGUACUAUAGUGUGGCAGUACCAGCCUUGACUCGUAGGGAGCCCCAGCCUCAGAAAUACCAGAUUAGUUUUCAUUAUGCAGACCACUCAGCUCCAUUUCUGGCAGUUCAGAUUCUGAAUGGUACCAGUGGGGUGGUGGUGAUGGAAAAUCAUUGUUUUACCAUCUGAAGAUCUGGGACAAAGGCCUUAGGACAAAGGUCAAAAUAAUAAAUUUUUUAAAGGUGGCUUUGGGCCUUUGGCUUUUAUAAUGACCACUUUCGUCAAUGGAAAUAAAAUGUGUCUUUAUGCCAA
Messenger RNA from Hemicordylus capensis (graceful crag lizard), 1676 nucleotides. RefSeq names its product electron transfer flavoprotein subunit beta lysine methyltransferase (gene ETFBKMT). The record is from RefSeq and is a predicted model, not a curated record. Gene Ontology annotation, cellular component: mitochondrial matrix. The transcript is spliced from 6 exons. NCBI's taxonomy places the organism in Eukaryota, Metazoa, Chordata, Lepidosauria, Squamata, Cordylidae. Gene Ontology annotation, biological process: peptidyl-lysine trimethylation. Gene Ontology annotation, molecular function: protein-lysine N-methyltransferase activity. The coding region runs from base 544 to 1416 and encodes 290 amino acids.